CCCCCCCCCCCCCCCCCUCCACAGGACCGCCAGCCAGCCCCGUCUAGAGUUAUUCCAGGAAUGCGUUGAACAUGGCCGCCUCGACGAAGGAGCACAAGACGGGACUGCUGGAGCUCCGCGUGACCGUGGACCGCUGGACCCGCGUGCUGGCCACGCUCACCGGGGACACGCUCACGGUGAACCCCGGCGAGGGCGCCGAGGAGCCCGGCGCGAGGCCCGGCGCGAGUCCCGGCGCCGGCGCCCUGAACGGAGACCCCCCGAACCUGGGCUCGUCCGCGGUCCCGGAAACCAUCACCAACGUGAAGCGCACCGUGCGGGUGACCAAGCAGGACGUGGGCGGACUCGGGAUCAGUAUCAAAGGUGGGAGGGAGAACAAGAUGCCAAUCCUCAUCUCUAAGAUUUUUAAGGGCCUGGCUGCUGACCAGACUGAGGCACUUUAUGUCGGUGACGCCAUACUGUCUGUCAAUGGCAAUGACUUACGGGAGGCCACACAUGAUGAGGCUGUGCAAUCGCUGAAGAAAACUGGAAAAGAAGUCAUACUCGAAGUGAAGUACAUCAAGGAGAUGUCGGCCUUCUUUAAGAGCUCGGGGUCCCCCGGGGCCACCCUCCCCUGGGACUCUCCCCCCUCGACGCCGCAGAGGGGCACGGAGCUCUGCCCCGCCGAGGUGAAGGAGCCCCGCAGCAUCCCGCUGAAGAUGUGUCAGGUGUCCCGAAAACAGUGCCCCCCGGACACAGAGAACAGGUAUUUCGAGGUGAUUUCAGGCAACAGAAAGAGCUCUGUGUUCCUGCGGGCGAAGGACCCAGCCAUGGCCCAGUCCUGGUUCAACGGGAUCCAGGCAGGCACCGCCAACCUUUUGCCACGAGUGAAGGAGGAGAUGAAGAGCAUGCAGCCUGGCAUGGAGGUGAAACAUGUGGGCUGGAUCGCAGAGCAGGUGACACAGGGUCCAGAGAGACCGGUGCUGGCCGUGUUGACAGACAGAGACCUGCUCCUGUAUCCCUCCCUGCCUGAAACCAGAGAGAGCCUCAGCAGCCCCGCCAAGAGCCACCCGCUCAUCACGACCAGACUGGUCCACUCUGGCCCGGGUAAAAGUUCCCCGCUCCUGGACUCCGAGCUGUCGUUUGGCCUGCGUUCGGGCACCAAGCAGGGCGUGGAGACCCACGUGUUCAGAGUGGACUCGGCCAAGGAGCUGUCCACCUGGACUCAUCUGCUGGUGGAGGGCAGCCACAAUGCUGCUGAGCUCAUCAAGGAGGUCACCACGGCCUGUAGCUGGAACGGGAAGGAGUGCACCCUGGGAGUGCACAUCGACGAGGGUUUCACGUUGUUCACCGAGGAGAUGGGCGUCAGGAAAAGUGUUCUCCUCCAGCAGCCGUUCGAGCGCCUCAGGAUGUCCUCGGACGACGGAGUUCGCAUGAUGUUCCUCGACUUUGGAGGCCCCGAGGCCGAGAUCCCACUGGAUCUCCACUGUUGCCCAAAGACCAUCGUCUUCAUCAUCCACUCCUUCCUGUCCGCAAAAGUCAAGCGACUUGGCCUCCUGGCAUGAUAAUGGUCGACCUUCCCGACAACAUCAACAAUAGGGAUAUUUAAUGAAACACACACACAGCCCAGAAGACUGACACACACACACACACACACACACACACACACACACCAGAGGACAGGGCCACAGGGGGGGAGAAAAAAAAAGGGAUGAUCACUAACCUUUUUCUUUUCAGAUUUCCUCGGCCUCUAAAAUAGUUUUCUCUGCUCGGGCGUCUCCUGGUCGCUCUAGUGGACGGAAGAGAAAACCACAGCAUUGAUGGACCUUUGUUGAACUUGUAGUUGUAAGGUAAUGAGAGGUUUGAACUGUUGGUAUAAGUCAGCAGCUACUUAAGGGAUCUGACUCCUUUUGAUGGCCAUGACACUUUGUGAUGGCAAAACCCCGACAGCUUGCAUCGUACCGCUUUUUAAGCUUGAAGACACAAACAUUUCUGUUUUAUUCUUUUUUUUUUUGUCCCACUGUAAAGUUUUGUUUUGUUGGAUGAGUCACAGCAGGGCUUCGUCAUGAACGCGCUUUUCAUCUUUUUAACGAGCUGUCACACGAAAAAAAAGUUAUUUCACGAACGUCCUGAUUGAUUUUGGAUAAACAGUAUUUUUCUUGUUUUUGUUUAAUGGAGGCGGCGUCAGUGGAGUGACAGGAUGACUCGUCUGUACUGAACAACCUACAGAUUAGAAUUCAACAAUGCGGAGAGUUUAGUUGCCUUUACCCUGAAUGUUCAUGGAAUAAGCUACAUGUUUGAUGGUUUUUUUAAGGCGACUUCAAGUGAACAAUGUCUAUUUUUCAUUGCAGCUGAACAUCCUCUUAUUUUAUAUCCCUCUCUGUUUCUCUCCCUCCACCGUUUUAAGCGUGUUUAGAAUCUCUAGUCUAGAGAAACAACAACUAACAGAGGAUGAAAUUAUACAUUUUUAUUGUGUUUGAGCUUAACCAAUAAAUUAGAUUCAAAAGUUAUAAUUUUCCUAACAAAAAACCCCCACAUACCUUAAAUCGUGUGGCUCCACAGUUUCAUUUCGACAUCAGCCCAUGACAUGUACAUAAUAAGCGACCUGUGUAUUUGGAGUCCUGUCAGGAGAGGCUGUCAUUUUUUAACCAGCUGACAUGAAAUGGUGUCAGUUCAGUUGAGCUACUUACUUCUGUUGGGAUGAAAGAUAAAAGACUGAGUUUAGCCCGUAAAGGAGACGCAUCAUGCUCAUAUUCAAGUUCACGAUUCUACUUUGGGUCAUUAUUUGAUGAGGCGCCGGCUGAACGAGGCGUUUCAGGAGCUUCGGGGGUUUUUCCUGUCGAGGAGAGGAGCUCCCUUUACAGCAGACUUCUGGCUUUUUAACUUUGCAGCCCUUUUACAUGCACAAAGGAACCUACACUGCCCCCCCCC
This is a messenger RNA of Scophthalmus maximus (turbot), 2907 nucleotides long. It is a transcript of the gene snta1, whose product is annotated as syntrophin, alpha 1. The record is from RefSeq and is a predicted model, not a curated record. NCBI's taxonomy places the organism in Eukaryota, Metazoa, Chordata, Actinopteri, Pleuronectiformes, Scophthalmidae. Gene Ontology annotation, molecular function: protein binding; structural molecule activity. The coding region runs from base 72 to 1541 and encodes 489 amino acids. Gene Ontology annotation, cellular component: neuromuscular junction; intracellular anatomical structure; sarcolemma. The transcript has 8 exons.